Messenger RNA from Cylicocyclus nassatus, 520 nucleotides. NCBI's taxonomy places the organism in Eukaryota, Metazoa, Nematoda, Chromadorea, Rhabditida, Strongylidae. The record is from the annotation of a GenBank genome assembly.
GAUUGCUGUGCCGACUGCCACCGCUACUACGGCCUCGACAACUAUGACAGCGAUUUCUAGACGAUUAUUGAGGGCAGCAGACAAUAUAACAAAGCAUUACCAUAGCCUACCUCGCAUUCUCAACUACCGUUAUCCAACUAUCAAUCUAUUCAUUCAACAGCCAUCCAACUCAGCCACUGAAGAACAGAAACCCAAAGUACGUGAAGAAUUAAGUAGAUCCGAAAGGCUUAAAAGAUUUGACGAAAGAAGAGCAGCAUUUCUCGCAAAACUCGCUGAGCGUAGACAGCAGCAAUCAUCUGCAAAAGCUGAGGAAACUCCAACAACUUCUAGACGUAGAGUAGAACCUAGCGACAAACCUUCCACUAGCACAGUAGACCCGCGCGAUUUACCGUCCACUAGUCAAGAAGAAUUUGCUAGCGACCAAGCUAACGAAGUAGGAACAAGCGAUCAGCCUUCAACCAGCCAGACGGUAUCUGGUUACGUAACCCCAGCGACAACCCCAGCAACACUAGAGAUCUAG